UCUUUGAUCAUUUUAGCGACUUAGCAUGUACACUUCUCUGAGUUCUCUCAUUACAAUGUCUUUGACCCAACCUACUUUUGUGUCCCACUUUUAUUAAGUGACCUUUCAACCUAGAUUAUCCCGACUCGAACCGCCGAACCAAGUCAAAUUAGGCCUCAUCUAAUGGCUUGAAAUCAGAAUACUCUUCAACAAAUUUUCCAGUGUCACUAGCUUAGCGCACGUCUAAACUACUGCCACACUCUGCCAUCUCUAAUACGGAGUACUCCGUAGCAAGCAAGAGAGAUAAAAAGUCAAAAGGCAGAGGCAAAGGAAAAGUCAAAGGAGAGAGAAAGAGAGGGGAAAGAUGGCAACCAUAGAAACUUGGGUAAACAACCAUGAUACAGUCUACACUGCAGCAACUCGCCACGCUUUUAUACGCUCCAUCCGCGAUGGCUCCGUUAAUCUCUCCUCUUUCAAACGCUGGCUGGGUCAGGAUUACAUAUUUGUCAGGAAAUUUGUUCCUUUUGUUGCUAGUGUCCUGGUGAAAGCUUGUAAGGAAUCAGAUGAUGAAUCGGAUAUGGAAGUUAUUUUAGCUGGUUUGGCUUCUCUGAAUGAUGAAAUUUCUUGGUUUAAGAAUGAAGCUGCUAAAUGGGAUGUACAGCUCAGUGAGAUCACUCCUCUGAAAACAAACCAGGAUUACUGCAGGUUUUUAGAAAGCUUGAUGCAACCAGACGUCAGUUAUGCAGUGGCAAUGACGGCCUUCUGGGCUAUCGAGGCUGUUUACCAAGUGAGCUUUGCCCACUGUCUUGAAGCUGAUGCCAAAACUCCGUCAGAACUCAAAGAGGCUUGUGAGAGGUGGGGGAGUGAAGGGUUUGGCAAGUAUUGUGAAUCUCUGCAGAAGAUUGCUGAUCGAUGUGUAUCAAAGGGAUCGCAGGAUGUGCAAAAUAAAGCUGAAGCAAUGCUUUUGCAAGUUCUUGAGCUAGAAGUCGAGUUCUGGAAUAUGAGUGAGGGACAGAUGAAUUAAGGAGCAGAAAGUAUGUGUAUGAAUUUGUGUUUCGGUUGUGUUUCUUGUAUGUUUUACAGCUUAAAGUUGGUUUUGAAUCAUAAACACUUUUUUUUUUAAUAUGAAAAGAGCUCGUAAAAGCUAGUUUGGCAGGCAA
Molecule: messenger RNA, 1139 nt
Organism: Chenopodium quinoa (quinoa)
Lineage: Eukaryota; Viridiplantae; Streptophyta; Magnoliopsida; Caryophyllales; Amaranthaceae
Product: bifunctional TENA-E protein-like
Exons: 3
Coding region: 344-1003 (219 amino acids)
Cellular component (GO): cytosol
Source: RefSeq, a predicted model, not a curated record